AUGUUCAAGUUUGGGUUUGAUGAGGAGAACCAACAGGAGGAAACAAGCCAAUCGACUCAAACGGAUCCUGCUCAGCUACAUGACUUUUCUUUGCUUCGCCAAGCAGCUCCCCGUAUCUCUUACACCGGGUAUGCUGUGCCCAAGACCGAGAUCACACUGCCGCGACGGGACUUUUUCGAUGCUAGAUACCAACUAAUGGGCGAGGAUAAUCUAAGUGAGUCCGACCAGCUGCUCCUAGGAUCUGAAGAUGUCCGGAAGACCGUCUACGAAGGUGGCCUGAAGGUCUGGGAGGGUACUGGAGAUCUGUUGGAGGUGCUUGCCGAGCAUUCAGAGACAAGCGUUAUUGAGCUUGGAUGUGGAGCGGGCAUUCCAGGCUGCCUACAACUCUACAAAGCUUUGAAGGCAAAUCUAAGCGGCAGAUUCGUGCUGGCCGAUUACAAUACCAGUGUGCUGAGACUGAUCACUAUGCCCAACGUGGUGCUGGCCUGGCUGGCUGCCACUAAAGGACUUGAAGACAAGGGCGAGAUCAAUCUCACCGCAGAGCUCAUUGAAGAGUGUGCUGCUGAUCUUGCAAAGCGCGGGGUCGCAGUCCACUUCGUCUCAGGCGGUUGGUCCCCGCAGUUCGUGCAGCUAGUAGGCCAACCGUUUGAUCUGGUGCUCGCAUCUGAAACUAUUUAUUCUCUGGACAGUAUUGUGGCAUUCACCGAUGUACUUGCCGCAGUCAAGGGCAAAUUGGCUCUAGUAGCAGCCAAAAAGGUCUACUUUGGAGUCGGCGGAGGAGUUAUCGAGUUUCAAAGACAACUGGAUAAACGCCAGCUCUCGUACCAUCUUGUCUUGGAGACAGGUAGCGUCGGGCGCGUCGUCCUGGCCGUAGAAUAA
This is a messenger RNA of Wickerhamiella sorbophila, 879 nucleotides long. Its product is annotated as Histidine protein methyltransferase 1. Gene Ontology annotation, molecular function: protein-L-histidine N-tele-methyltransferase activity. Gene Ontology annotation, biological process: peptidyl-histidine methylation, to form tele-methylhistidine. The record is from RefSeq and is a predicted model, not a curated record. NCBI's taxonomy places the organism in Eukaryota, Fungi, Ascomycota, Dipodascomycetes, Dipodascales, Trichomonascaceae. The transcript has a single exon. The coding region runs from base 1 to 879 and encodes 292 amino acids.